CUCCCACAUCAAUAACAGUUGAAUCAAGAUGGCGGCCGAGGGCGAGUACGAGUCGAUUUUGUGCGUGAAACCCGAUGUCAACGUUUAUCGCAUCCCGCCGCGAGCUUCAAACCGCGCAUACAGGGCAGCUGACUGGAAGCUGGAUACCCCAGACUGGUCAGGUCGAAUGAGGAUCACCGCCAAGGGCCACAUUGCGUUCGUCAAACUGGAGGACAAGGUCUCAGGGGAGCUGUUUGCACAGGCACCUAUUAAGGAGUAUCCCGGUGUUACAGUGGAAACGGUCAGCGACUCCAGCCGAUAUUUCGUUCUGCGUAUACAGGAUGACAGCGGUCGCAGUGCUUUCAUAGGAGUGGGCUUUGAGGACCGAGGGGACGCUUUUGAUUUCAACGUGGCUUUGCAGGACCAUUUCAAAUGGGUGAAACAGGAGAAUGAAUUCAGUAAAAACGCCCAGCUCGGGGAUUCAGGUCCAAAGCUGGACCUGGGUUUUAAAGAGGGACAGACCAUCACACUCAACAUAGGGCAAGGUAGGAAGAGGGAUAAACCCCGCCCACAAGGCUCAGGUGGGUUUGGACUCCUCCCACCACCACCUGGAGGCAAGAUAGCCCCUCCUCCUCUGUCAGGCUCAUCCAAUCACAACAUAGUCCCCCAGACAGGAGACAUGACAACAGGCUGCCUGUUGGAGCUGGACAGCAGUAACUCUAACACAGUGGUUCAGUCGAACGCUAGUUCAGAUCUUUGGGGAGACUUCUCCGCUCCUGCAAGCUCUGUUGCACCACCAUCACCACCAGAGAACGCCGGAAACUGGAUCCAGUUUUGAGUCGUCGGCUGUCACAUCGGUUGUGAUUUCCAUCUCACCUGCAUCUGUGUCUGUAGCUUCCUGUGCAUCACACUGAGAGUAACUCCCACGCACUGAUCUCAAAGUAGAGACGCGAAACUCCACAGAGCUGUAGAAACAACUCACGACAUCAUUUCAUUCAGAAAGAAUCGUAGUUCUUUCAAAUAUUCUUGACAGGAAAUGAAGCAUUGAUCUGUUUGAAGCCAUUACAUGAUAUGAGCCAUUUUCCCAAAAAACAUAUUUAAGGGCUACGUGUGAUGUCCUGUGUAGCAGGUGUUCCUCUUUUAUGUGUCUGCAUCGCCUCCCCAGUAGAUGGCUCUCUGCACAGAGCUUUAUGAUCUGGAAUGUUUUUUUCUCACUGCAAAGGCUCCCCUGCAGGCACUACAGAGAGCUACGUAUGUCGAAGAGGCUCCAGUGCCCUUUUAAUAACCUGCUGUGAAUAAUGUGCAAAAAUCUGCAAAGCUCAGCUUAAGUGAAGGCUACGUUAACUGUAAGACAGUUUCUUUAUUGUUCUAAAAUUGGCACUUCAAUCUUAUUUUUGUGUAUCAGCCUUUUAUUAUUAAUUUUUCCUGAAAUAAUUCUCAGCAUCAGUCUGUGAAUAUAUGUAAAUAUAAAUCCUAUAGUAAGAAAAGUUUUCAGACAAAAUAUUUUUGUUUUUUUGUUUUUUUGACUUCAUUUGCAAGAGUUUUUCAUUAAGAGAAGUAAUUUUUUAGACUGAACAGGGAAUUAAAUGACUCGUUCCAUCCUCACACUGCAUGGUGACGUAGCACGGCCUUGUUCAGGUCUCAACACUACUGAAGGUCUAAAGUGUGGUUUCAUUACAUAAUGAUAAAGCAAGUGGAUUUAAAGAUGCAGAAGUUGAAGUUCAGAUUAGUUUUUCUUUGUUGGAUAGGAAAGUUAACAUUUCAAAUGAAAGCAGAUGCAACCCUCUGCUUAAAUCACCUUUAUCAUGCCUUCUGACAGUGUUUAUCUCUACACAAAGCAGGAAAUACCAGUAUUUAGUAUGUUCAGAGAAUCACUUAAAGUGAGAUGACCUACUGUAGGUAAAACAUUUUAAGAUAUGUUCAUAGAGAAUAUAUAUAUAGGGUACAUUAACAUUCCUGUCUGCCGUAUUUGUUUAAAAUUUAAAAUCAUAUGUGUUUACUACUGGGUGGCUUAUUUUGUUGUAACACUUGAACUCAAUAGCCAAAUCCAGACGUGUAUUCAUUGCUGUCAUUUCCUUUUUACAUACUUUUUCUGCAAUUAAAUAAGCUAAGAAUGAAACAUAUUUUGCAGAUUUUGGCGAUGGGUGUUUGUCUGCUGGCAGUAAAUUAAAACUACUUAAAUACUUGGAGGCCUUCUUCACCCCAAAUAAUUAUUUCACCUCAUCCCAAUUAACUUCCGGUCCAUGUUGUAUUGAUUAAAUGAGGGAAAGCAGGACAGGGAUAUAGGACUAUUUCUCAGAAAGUCCCAUUUACUUUCCUUAAGGCCCAUUUCUGAAGUCCUUAGAGGAAAUACGCAGUAAAUCUCAGCUUUACUUUUUGCAUUAAAUAUUUAGUUAACUAUUAUCCACCAGAUUUACAUUUAGAUGCAGCCCCUGCACCUCCCAAAAGCUCCCCUUCUGUAACAACCACUCUUCUGUUAAAGAGAAAACCGACUAAGGGGAGUUUUGAGCGUUUUAUUAACGGUGGAAGUGUUGUUCUGUAUUCCUACAGAAGUGCACAUGCAAUCAGCUCACCUGCUUGUUCAUGUUUGUGAAAUGACCAUGAAGUUUUUUAAAUGGCAAAAUGUUUAGGUGAGCUGUAAACCUGCUAAAACAGCCCUGUUCAUGACCUUCAUUAAAUACCGAAUGUUUCCUGGAAGUAAGAAUAGAUCUUGAUAAACAGUGUAGGAGUUAAAUUAAGUAAAGUAAGUUUUAAGUAAAUGCAGUUGCAGAACCUGCUCAACACGAGUCGGUACUGAGGUUUGACUGCAGAUUUAGAUAAUCUGAGGAUAAUAUUUGGAACUUAAAAAAGCAGUUUGACAUUUUGGGAAAUACUCAUAAUUGCUUUCUUGCUGAGAGUUGGAGGAGAUGAUCGAUAUCACUCAUGUCUGUGCAGUUAAUAUGAAGCUGGAGCCCGCAGCCGGGUGGCAUAGCUUAGCUUAGCAUAAAUACUGGAAACCGCUAGCAUGUAUAUUUCCUAAAAUGUGGAACUACACCUUUACUUUAUUUUAAUACAGAGUGACUUUAGCUAAAUAGAUAAACUUCCUAAUGCAGUUAUCCCCAUGUGUCUUAUUUCAGACUGUAAAAUGAAAUUUAAAAAUGCUCUUUUAUUGAACUUAUGUAGAGAUUUGAAAGCCUAAUAAAUGAAAAGAUUGUUUUACUUCAUCUGAUGAAUGUUCUAAUGGCAGCAAACGAUUUGUUGAUAUUUGUGCUUAAAAGGCUGACUGUGAAUGUAGACGGUGUUUACAGGACUUUGACAUGUGAAUUGUCAUAAACAUUUUUCGACUGUGAAUUAAUUUUGUUUGCAUAGAUUUAUAAGGUUCCCUGUGAUCAAAUCACAUGAAGUGUGUUAAAUUGGCAUUAAGAUUUAGGGCUGAUUGAUAUUUGUUGACAUGUGUGUUGUGUUUACAUUGCUCGUAUUGCUGGCUGAAAUAUAAAAAAAAUGUCUCCCAUUUCUCACUCAUUCCACUCUGGCUGUAAAAUCACUGGACUAACACUUUUGAUUUAUGACCGAUUUAUUGAGAAAGAGGCAAUAAAUCCUUUCAAAGGA
This is a messenger RNA of Cottoperca gobio, 3567 nucleotides long. It is a transcript of the gene necap1, whose product is annotated as NECAP endocytosis associated 1. Lineage: Eukaryota; Metazoa; Chordata; Actinopteri; Perciformes; Bovichtidae. The coding region runs from base 29 to 817 and encodes 262 amino acids. The transcript has 8 exons. Gene Ontology annotation, cellular component: clathrin vesicle coat; membrane. The record is from RefSeq and is a predicted model, not a curated record. Gene Ontology annotation, biological process: endocytosis.